CACCUGCGGGGCGCCGAGCUCUGGAAGCGCUUCCACGAAAUCGGCACCGAGAUGAUCAUCCCCAAGGCGGGAAGGCGGAUGUUUCCCGCAAUGAGAGUGAAGAUCUCAGGUUUAGACCCACAUCAGCAGUAUUAUAUCGCUAUGGAUAUCGUGCCAGUGGAUAACAAAAGAUACAGGUACGUUUAUCAUAGCUCCAAGUGGAUGGUGGCUGGCAAUGCUGACUCCCCGGUACCGCCUCGUGUUUACAUUCACCCCGAUUCACCCGCCUCCGGCGAGACAUGGAUGAGACAAGUGAUCAGCUUCGACAAACUAAAGCUUACCAAUAACGAGCUGGACGAUCAAGGGCAUAUUAUCCUUCACUCUAUGCAUAAAUAUCAGCCUCGUGUCCAUGUCAUCCGAAAAGACUGUGGAGAUGAUCUGUCCCCUGUCAAGCCUAUCCCUUCAGGAGAAGGGGUGAAAGCCUUCUCCUUUCCAGAGACAGUUUUCACUACUGUCACAGCGUACCAAAAUCAACAGAUCACUCGUCUGAAGAUUGAUAGGAAUCCCUUCGCCAAAGGGUUUCGGGAUUCGGGACGUAACAGAAUGGGACUGGAAGCUCUGGUAGAGUCUUACGCCUUCUGGAGACCUUCACUGAGGACACUUACAUUUGAAGAUAUACCUGGGAUACCCAAACAAGGAAAUGCAGGUUCCUCUACUUUACUCCAGGGAUCUGGCAGUGGAGUGCCAUCUACCCACCCUCACCUUUUACCGGGUUCCCCUUGCUCAUCUCCAGCCUUCCACCUCAGUCCCAACACUAGCCAGCUCUGUAGCCUUGCUCCAGCUGACUACACAGCUUGUGCCCGCUCAGGCUUGACCCUGAACAGAUACAGCACCUCUUUGGCUGAAACCUACAACAGGCUCACAAACCAAACCAGUGAGACGUUUGCACCCCCGAGGACUCCCUCCUAUGUCGGUGUGUCGAGUAGCACAACUGUGAAUAUGUCUAUGAGUGGCAAUGAUGGGGAUGCAUUCAGCUGCCCACAGACUGGCUUAUCUAUGCAGAUUUCAGGGAUGUCUCCGCAGCUCCAGUACAUCAUGCCAUCCCCAUCCAGCAAUGCCUUUACCACUAAUCAAACCCACCAAGGCUCCUACAACACGUUUAGACUGCACAGUCCCUGUGCGCUCUAUGGAUAUAACUUUUCCACAUCCCCUAAACUGGCUGCCAGUCCUGAGAAAAUCGUUUCUUCCCAAGGAAGUUUCUUGGGGUCCUCGCCAAGUGGAACCAUGACGGAUCGGCAGAUGUUGCCCCCCGUGGAAGGAGUGCACUUACUUAGCAGUGGGGGGCAGCAGAAUUUCUUUGACUCUAGGACCCUAGGAAGCUUAACACUCUCGUCUUCUCAAGUGUCUGCACAUAUGGUUUGAUGAAGCCUUUAAGUAAAAGUACAGUAUGUUUGGUGUCUACAAUGUAUUUCUUUUGGAAUAUGAAAGGACACUCGAUGUAGCUUGUAAAGUGUGUGUAUAUA
Messenger RNA from Nipponia nippon (crested ibis), 1502 nucleotides. NCBI's taxonomy places the organism in Eukaryota, Metazoa, Chordata, Aves, Pelecaniformes, Threskiornithidae. The record is from RefSeq and is a predicted model, not a curated record.